GAAUCAAUAUUGAAUCAAGAUCAUAAUCUCAAACUUAUGAAUUGAAUCGUAAUUCUCACUCCAAUUUGAACUCAAAAGUUGGCAGUCCUGCACAAUCUUUUUUGCCCUUGUACCCAUAUCAUAACAUGCAUUUCCUGUUAUACAGCCUGUAUCAAGUGAUGUGGCCUGUCAAUGUCAUGCACCAUCUUUGAAAAAUGUGUCAGUUCAAACGGAAACCCACAAGCAGAAAAGACGGAGUAAAGCUGUUCAGGUGAAGCCUUUAGGUCACUCUGUUGGUGUGAGUGUUGGUACAGGUAUUGGAGCGCCGUGUCUCACUUCAACACCAAUUAAAAGGCCACGCAUGGAAGACACUGUGUUCGAUGAGAGCUCAACAUACACGUCAAACCAGUGUUCAGAUGUCACCUAUGAGCCUGAUGUCACUCAAGAGAGCAUUGAAAAGGUUUGCCAACCACUAUACAAAGCCAGGAAAUACAUGGUGUAUGAAGAGAAUUUGCUACAGCUGUUUCAGAAGUGUCAAGCAUGCUGCCAUACCUGCACAGUUGAGAAAUGUGUAAAUGGGACAUUUGUAUCCAUCCCACAGGUGAUCAUAAAUGUAGCACUGACAAAUUGUUAAUAUAAUUUUAUAAUUAUAACAAAAUUAUAACAAAUAUAAUUUUAUUUAUUGUAUUAUUGGCAUUUUGUAUAUUGUUCAUAUACAUUUUAUGCUUCAAAAUCGCAUAGAUCUGUUCACACUGCCUCCAAAAAACAAAGUGGAACAGCCAGCCACACAUCCAGAGUACACCGGCUGGGAAUUUGCAUUUGUCGGCAGCAGUAGCCUUCAGUGGGGCUUCAUACAUACAGAUCCACAAGGUACUGACGGCACUCUGUCUGGAAUGUAUAUGUCCCAGGACGUUUUUUAAUCAUCAGAAGACCUUUCUCCAGCCAACAAUUUUAUCGCACUGGAGGACUGAGCAAAACACAAUGCUGGAGAUGGCAAGGCAUUCUGGAAAGGCCGUUGUCUUGGGUGGUGACAUGAGAGCUGAUUCCCCAGGACAUUGUGCCAAGUAUGGAAGCUACACGAUGAUGAACCUGGAAGACAACAAGGAGGUGGACAUUCAGUUAAUCCAGAGUAAUGAAGUGGGUGCAAGUCCACGAAUGGAACGCGAAGGUUUUUUGAGAAGCCUCCAGUUCCUGGAAUCAGCAGGGUUAAGGGUUGGUGCUAUCGUCACAGAUCGGCAUCCUUCGAUACAAAAGUAUCUGAGGGAGCAGCGACCUGAUAUCAAGCAUUUCUUCGAUACUUGGCAUGUCUCAAAGGGUCUCGCCAAGAAGAUCGAUGCACUAGGGAAAGAGCGUAGUUGUGGAGAGGUUCUGGCCUGGAGGAGAAGGAUCAUCAACCACCUUUACUGGUGUGCAUGCUCUUCCAAGACAGGAGAAGAAGCCGUGGAAAAAUGGAAGUCUGUCACCAACCACGUCCAAAAUGUGCACCACCAUAACAGCGACUUGUUCCCAGUCUGCGCCCACCCACCUCUUGAGAUGCGAGCUUGGCUGACACCAAGCACUAAAGCUUUUGAACGGUUUUGCGACCUGAUGAUAAACCAGCGCCUCCUGAAAGAUGUGGCAAAACUGAGCCCUCACCAUCAGACCUCCUCAGUUGAAGGCUUCCAUCGUGUGUGA
Molecule: messenger RNA, 1653 nt
Organism: Carassius auratus (goldfish)
Lineage: Eukaryota; Metazoa; Chordata; Actinopteri; Cypriniformes; Cyprinidae
Exons: 9
Coding region: 961-1653 (230 amino acids)
Source: RefSeq, a predicted model, not a curated record